This is a messenger RNA of Lotus japonicus, 2559 nucleotides long. RefSeq lists its product as uncharacterized. Lineage: Eukaryota; Viridiplantae; Streptophyta; Magnoliopsida; Fabales; Fabaceae. The record is from RefSeq and is a predicted model, not a curated record. Gene Ontology annotation, molecular function: protein dimerization activity; DNA binding. The coding region runs from base 1 to 2559 and encodes 852 amino acids. The transcript has 8 exons.
AUGUAUGCCAUGAUCCGUGUGAUUGAAUGUGGUUCUUUAAAAAUGCCACCAAGAGAAGAAUUUCCAUCGGGUAGAAAAGAAGGUGCUCCAAGUGAUGAUAUUGGUUGGCAUUUUGCAGACCCAGUACCUAGUAAAGGUAGAAACUGUGUUGCUUGUAAACUAUGUGGCAAAGUGAUUUCCAGUGGAAUUACACGAUUAAAAGAACAUAUUGCACAUGUGCCAGGAGAAGUUAAGGGUUGUGCAAGGGUGGACAGUUUUGUGAGAGAGAGUGGAGGCAUGUCAAGUGUAGGUGGUAAAGGAGCUCCCCGUCAACGUCAAGAAAGUGAUCUUGAACAUAGAUUGAGGUCAGUAGAUGUUGAUUUGACUAGGAGUAAAAGUAUGAAGCAGCCAAAAAUUAAAGGAGGAGAAGUAUUGAAAACAUUGAGAAAAAAAUUAGGGGAAGCAGUGUCUAAGUUGAUAAUAUAUGAGCGUCUUCCUAUGAACCUCUCCAAUUCUCCAUGGCUACACAAUUUGUUGACGGCGGGAGCUGACUUAGGACCAGGUAUUAAAUACCCUACUCCUUAUGAGAUUUCUUCGGUGUAUUUGGAAAAUGAAUUUAAAUGCAUGAAAUCAUGGAUAAAUGAAUUGAAACCAACAUGGAAGGAAAGAGGGGUAACUAUCAUGUGUGAUGGCUGGACAAAUGGUAUAAAUCACAUGCAUAUCAUGAACUUUUUAGUGUAUUGUAGCAAGGGCACUGUGUUCUUAAAGUCUAUUGAUGCCUCUAGCGUUGCUAGUAGAAACACCGAAUAUUACUUUAGUCUACUUGACAAAGUUGUGGAAGAGGUAGGGGAAGAAAAUGUUGUUCAAGUAGUCACUGAUAAUGAGAAAGCGUUAAAAGCCGCUGGUUUGAAAUUGAUGGAAAAAAGACCUCAUCUUUUUUGGUCCGCAUGUGCAGCUCAUUGCUUAGAUUUGUGCUUGGAAGACAUUGGUAAAAAGUCAAAUGUUCAAAAAGUCCUUGAUGAUGCAAAGAAGGUUACUUUGUUCAUCUAUAACCAUAUUUGGACAGUUGAGUCAAUUGUGGCGCAGAAACAAGCUUUGAAAAAUAUGUUUGAUUCCAAUGAAUUUAAUGAUUCUAAGUGGGGAAAGGAGAAAUCAGGGCCUGCAUUUGAAGCCAAACAGAUUGUCAAGAGUGAUAGCUUUUGGAGUAAGGCUGCGGAUAUAAUGAAGGUAUUUGAGCCAAUUGUCAAGGUGCUGAAAUUGGUGGAUGGUGAUGAAAAACCAACUAUGGGCUUUGUUUAUGAAGCAAUUGAUAGAGCUAAACUAGCAAUUGAAAAGAAUUGCCGCUAUCACUCCCAUUAUACUGACAUUGUUGAUAAAAGAUGGCACUUCAUGCAUUCUGAUUUACAUUCAGCAGGUUAUUUUCUCAAUCCCCAAUUUCAAUUUGGCGUUGUGCAUGGAAGUGAUGUAGCUAAGGAAACCAUGGAUGGAACAACAAAAGUGAUAAGCAGAAUAGAACCAAACAUUGAUAACCAAAUAAAAGCUAUCAAUCAGUUGUUACUUUUUCGGGAUAAGCAAGAGGCAUUUGGAACUUUACAAGCUCAAAGAGCUUGGUGUCAAAUGAAUCCUGGUAAAAAUUUAGAUCCUAUUGAUUCAGCUGAAUGGUGGAUGGUAUAUGGAUCUUGUGCUCCUGAGCUUCAAACUAUAGCUAUAAAAGUUCUCAGUCAAACAACUUCAGCUUCAAAUUGUGAGAGAAAUUGGAGUACUUUUAGUUAUAUACAUACAAAGACAAGAAACAGGUUGAAGUAUCAGAGAUUGCAAAAGCUUGUCUUUACAUUUUACAACAUGAAGUUGAAGAUGAGACAUACUAUGAGAAGAAGUCAAGAAGAGAUUGAAAGAAGUUUCAAUCCCAUUAAUCUUGAUUAUGUAUUUCAAGAAGAAGAUCAUUUGGCUCCAUGGCUUGAGGAGAGAGAAGGUCCAUUGUUGGAUGGGAUGCAAAACGAAGAAUGGCUCCCUAUUGAUUCUGAUGAUGAUAAUGAAGAAGCGCAACCUGGAGAGAAAUCUGAUUCAAGUCAACCACCAACUCAAGGCGAUGAAGGUGGUUUAAGUCCACCAAGUGGAAACAGUGGGAGUGGGAGUGAUGCUUCUGAUAGUGUGAUUGGUGGUAGUAGCCGUAGAGGUAGAGCCAAACAUGGGAAAAAUAAAAGAAAUGAAAAUGUUGCAUUGGAUGAUUCUUCCUCAUCUAGUGUAGCACAAUCUUCUACUGAUUUUGGUAUUGCUACUUCAUUUGAUGGUAGUCAAGGCAACUAUCCACCAUACUACCAAGAACCUUCUUACAUGCAUAACAUGCCAAAUGGUUAUGAGCAUGCUCCAUAUAUGCCAAACCCACCAUAUUACCAACCUCCUAUGAAUUACCAAGGUUAUUAUGAUCCAUCAACAGGGUUUUCAUAUGAUCAACAACAACAAAUUGAACAACCAAGAAGUUCUGGAGUGUUUGAUUAUGUAUUUGGAGGAAUGGGAUAUAAUGAUAGUCAAGUUGAUGAUGGAAGUUAUGAUCCCGCACGUCAUUCUACAAUGUGGUGA